Molecule: messenger RNA, 893 nt
Organism: Haliotis rufescens (red abalone)
Lineage: Eukaryota; Metazoa; Mollusca; Gastropoda; Lepetellida; Haliotidae
Exons: 7
Coding region: 34-804 (256 amino acids)
Source: RefSeq, a predicted model, not a curated record
UUUGACCAAGUUACCAAUAUCGCAGACAACAAGAUGUCACCAUUGUACAAACCCUUCAUCAAAAGCGUGGAAAACAACACGAUCGGCUUUAGUGAUACAGAGAGGCAAACAGUCAUCGACAGAGCAACAUCCGCCAUUGCAUCAGCUCUGGACAGCUUGAGGGAUCUGAAAUCGUAUCUGACGAAUGACUACACGACUCGUUCUGGUAUCGGCGUCAGUUCAUUACACAACGGCGGGGAGUACUACAAGGCGUGCAUGAAGGCGUACCUCUCACUGGACACCACCCCAGAGGACGUCCAUGAGACGGGGAAGAGGGAGGUUGCUCGGAUAGAACAACUCAUGAUGAAGAUAAUAACCAAACAGGGCUACAACCUCUCCAUCAGGGAAUACUUCACUGUCGUCAUGAAUCAGUCCCAAUAUUUCUACAACACAGGGGGAAAUUCAUCUGCAAUCUUACAAACCACGCCUUCGUUUAAGGGAGAACUACUGGAGGCCUACAGGCAGAUCAUCAGAGAUGUCGAUCCUACCCUCACCAAACUUUUCAAAGACUUGCCAGGCCUUUCCAUCAUCGUGGUGGCGAGGGCGAAUGAUGGGCCACAAGGCUCGUAUUCUACGGGGACUGCUGACGGCCGUACACCAGGAACUUUUACGGCAAACGUUCUGAGACCUGGAGAUAUACCAAAAUUCGGCUUGAUGGCACUAACAUUGCAUGAAGCAAGCCCCGGUCAUCAUUUACAGGUAAUGGUCUAUCAACUGCUAAAACCACUGCCAACUUUUACAAUAAAUGGCAUCUCAAUGAGCUGACACACAUCUGCCAAAAUGCAUACGUAAAAAUUAUUCAAAAGCUGGCACACCUCUGUCAACAUUUACAAGUAAUUAUACUUCUAAUUUUG